This is a messenger RNA of Rhea pennata, 1573 nucleotides long. It is a transcript of the gene RRP8, whose product is annotated as ribosomal RNA processing 8. The record is from RefSeq and is a predicted model, not a curated record. The transcript has 7 exons. Gene Ontology annotation, cellular component: rDNA heterochromatin; nucleolus; chromatin silencing complex. Gene Ontology annotation, biological process: cellular response to glucose starvation; regulation of transcription by glucose; rDNA heterochromatin formation. Bases 277 to 1509 code for a protein of 410 amino acids. Gene Ontology annotation, molecular function: methyltransferase activity. NCBI's taxonomy places the organism in Eukaryota, Metazoa, Chordata, Aves, Rheiformes, Rheidae.
CCUCCCUCGGCCCCCGGCCCCGCGGCCCCGGGCCCCCGCACAGAGCAUCGCCGGGCGCGCCGGCUGUUCGGCCUCCCGAGCACAGGGGGCGAGGGCGCGCGCGCGCCGCCGGGGCCGCUCUCGCCUCCCCCCACUCUCGCUGGUUCCUGCGCUGACGGCACAGCGGGGCGCACGUGGGCGCGGCGGCGGGGCCGUAGCGGGACCGGGGAUCCGCUCGGAGCCGGGGGGCCGGAACCGGGGCCUGGCGGGAUCCGCGGUGCCGGUCCCGGUCGCGCCAUGUUCGCGGAGGAGGAGUGGAAUGACGGGGCGGGCGACGCCGCCCUGGGCCGGGCUGUCCCGCGGCCUCGCGGCCCCGCGGCCCCGCGCCGUCCGGCUCCUCCGGGAGCGGCGCGGCGGCGGCGGCGGCGGCUCUUGACCACCCUGCAGCGCCUGCAGGCGGCGGCCGAGCCCCAACGGGCUGCGCGGAGACGGGCCUCGAAGUGCCGGGCCGGGGCUGCGGGGCCCCCGAGCGACCCCGACGAGCCCUGGGUGCGGCCGGAGCAGCAGCCGGAGCCGGAGCCGGAGCAGGCUGGGCAGCGCCCCAGCGAAGACAUGCCUGCUGAGUUACCUGGGGACAAACCCAUGCUGAGCCCAGAGCAUGUGAAGCCAGAGACAGGGCUGUCAGCUGAGGGGCCAGCACAGAGACUGAGCAGGAAGCAGUGGAGGAACAAACAAAAGAAUAAAAGGCGUCAGAAAAAUAAGUUCAAAGUGGGGCCUGGACCUGGUCGGGAGAAGUGUCUGGAUGUGGAGACAAGCAUAGAGCCAGGCACUUUGGAGUUGUCCUCUGUGAAAACACUGCCUUCGGAGCGGUCCAAGGCCCUGCGUGCACGGAUGGAGGAACGACUCCUCUCUGCUCGAUUCCGCUACAUCAACCAGCAGCUCUACACUUCCAGCAGCCAGGAAGCAGCACAGCUCUUCCAGAAUGACCCUGAAGCUUUCCAAAUCUACCAUCGUGGCUUUGCUCAACAAGUGGGGCGAUGGCCUGAGAAUCCUGUGCAUCGCAUAGUUCACUAUCUGCGACAGCGGCCAGUCUCAUUGAUAGUGGCGGAUUUUGGGUGUGGUGACUGCAAGAUUGCGAACAGCAUCAGAAACAAGGUUCACUCUUUUGACCUGGUAGCUCUCAGCCCACUUGUCACCGUGUGUGACAUGGCCAAGGUGCCCUUGGCAGCUGAAUCAGUGGAUAUUGCAGUAUUCUGCCUAGCGCUGAUGGGUACCAACCUGCAGGAGAUCCUAGAAGAGGCGAAUCGUGUGCUGAAACAGGGGGGCACCCUGAUGAUGGCUGAGGUUGCCAGCCGCUUUGAAGACCUCCGAGCGUUUGUGAAUGCUAUGACUCAUCUGGGCUUCAAGUCUGUCUCCAAGGACGUGUCGAGCCCGUUCUUUUUCCUGCUGGAGUUCUCCAAGACGGGCCCGCCUCGGCGCCGCCCUGUUCCCGGCCUCCGCCUCCAGGCCUGCCUUUACAAGCGGCGCUGAGCGGGCGCCGCGCGCAGGCGUUGCGCAAGCGCAGUUCCCAAUAAAGCAUCACGUUGUCACCCGC